This is a messenger RNA of Microstroma glucosiphilum, 3020 nucleotides long. RefSeq lists its product as hypothetical. Bases 184 to 2835 code for a protein of 883 amino acids. The record is from RefSeq and is a predicted model, not a curated record. Gene Ontology annotation, biological process: protein phosphorylation. Gene Ontology annotation, molecular function: protein kinase activity. NCBI's taxonomy places the organism in Eukaryota, Fungi, Basidiomycota, Exobasidiomycetes, Microstromatales, Microstromataceae. The transcript has a single exon.
UGCAGGCCAGGGCGUACCAGGCACAGCGGCCAGGUACCAUACCGUCAGCGCAAAAGGUCAGGGCAGGUACGAUCCCUUGCAGCCGGGCGAUGUACGUUGCUUUUACUCUCAAGAGGCAGUAUAAGAGCCCUCGCUGGCACGCCUUUCGUCUCUCGAACCACCCGUGUCCCAUCUCUCCACCCCAUGACCCACUGGGUGGACACCUCUCGACAGGACUCACCGUCUUUCGUUGUCACAGAACACAGCACAAGAGAAGUUUUACACACUCGAGAGCUGGAGGGAAAAGAUGUAUGGCUCGCUUCUCAGCCCCUUGAGAGUAGCUCAACUCUCAUGGCAAUCGCUAUGGACCCUGCCCUUUCCUAUCACGUCGUCGUUGAGAAACGCACGGAAGGCGUACCCUCAACUUACGAGCCAGGCACAGCAGCCAGGAAAAGCGUUGCAGACAGUGGCGCUUUCAUUGCCCGAUCUGGAAUGGAAGGAAAGUCAUCCAAGACCAUCUGGCAGGAUUGCAAGCGCCAUCUGGAAGACAUGGCAACCAUAUGGGACGCCUUCGUAGCUGCCCGUCCCGAGGGAGCAUUGCUUUCUGACCCGUACCUACGUGUGCCGGGAAGCACCAUCUUUGUGGACCAAGGUGACAGCGAGGAGCAGUUCAAUGGCAAGAUCGGCGAGUCGUACAUGCGCCUUGUCAAUGUCAUCUUGAGCAAGCUCCAGGAGGCUUGCGCAUGGUGGGCUGAACAAGCAUCGACAUCAGCCUCUGCAAAAGGCAAGGCCAAAGCCCGUUCAGACGUUGUGCUGCCUCUACCUGCAGAUCUGUCUGUACGAGUACAGGCCACUAGCUACCGCAAAGCUUUGAAUGCGGAAGAUGUGUCACUCCCGGCUCUCAGCGCGCUUCAGGGCAAAGCUGAACCAGACUUCAUGGUUGUCUGCCACAAGGACAUCAUUGCUACGAUUGAGAGCAAGCCGGAAUUGAAGGCCAAGGAUACUGGUGUACUGGUACAGGAUCGAGCGAGCCCUUGUGGCACUGAGAGGGGCACCACGCAGAAGGUGCCUAACGAUCGGUGGGCAAAAUUGCUCUUCCAAAUCACCUCGCAGUCAUUGGCGGCCAAGGUCUCCACCGGCCUACUAGUGACUGACUGGGCAAGGAUCCUUCUUCCAUACGAUGUGCAUUCGACUCCAGUCGAAGACGCAAAAGAAGAAGGACCUCCAGCAGUGUCCACUAGGAAGCGCAAGCGCGAGCAGCUCACCGCCAAGCAGGGUGCAGAGGGUCAAGGCACAGGGCCGAGCAAAUCUGACCUGAGCAUUGUAUUCUCCUCGACAAUCUCCCACUGCGAUGCACAGCGGAAAGAUUCGCUGGCGGCUGCCCAGAGGGAGGGUCAGGAAGGGCUCGACGGCAAGUGUUCUGGAGAGCUCGAAUUCACGAGUGAUCCCAACACUGCUAUGUUCAUGGUUGCCUGGAUCCUCAGAGCCUACAGCCUCCACGUCAAGAGGCGCGCGCUCUCUGACCUUGAGGAUGUCCAAGAAGGGCAGCCGGGAGGCUUCGAUCGGCGGGACGAUGAGGAAGCGCCGGGACCCUCUUCCCAGCGAGGCAGAGAUACAAAGGCUGGCCCUGGCGAAAGGUCGUCUGCUCAGGCAGCGCAGAGCCGUCAGGGUUCUUCCACUACUUCUCAUGCGCCGGCUACGGGUCAGAGAAGUCAUCGCCGUCACUCUGCCCCACUUUCGGCCCUCGUCGAUGCACUGCCUUGCAUCAACACCUAUUUGGCAUGUAAUGGCCCUCUCAGAGGGGGCACCUUUGCUACUCUCCACUGGUGUUUCGUCGACUCGGAGUAUCUGAAGACUGGCAGCCCGAGCUUCCGGGAAGGAGGUAAAGAAGUCUUGGGGGGCCGCAUUGGCUUCCCGAGCUCAAGUAACCCUCCUGGUCAGACUGCUGCUAUACUGAAGAUUCAGAGAAUACCGUUCACUGACCAGGAACGAGGGGCUCCACCAGAACCGCGGUUUGAGAGGGGCCCCGGUGCUCAACGUCCGGACAAGGAGGAGAAAAAGGACAUCCGAGAAAGAGCAGAGCGCGAGGUCUCUGCUUUCCAACACUGCAGGGACCUGCAAGGCGUCUAUAUUCCCAAGCUGUAUGGCCUAGUCUCGCCGCGGAAUGAGCCAGUAUCCAGUGCGAAUAAGCUGAUGAUGCAGUACAUUGACGGCCAAGCUCUCGGAACUACUCCCGAAGGGCUCAUUUACUUGUGGCGCAUGGAGAUCAUGGCUGGUGUACACGAUGCCUUCCGAGCACUUCAUUCUAGGGGCCUCGUACACGGAGAUGUCAGCAACAACAACGUUAUGUUGGAGUGGAAAGUUUGGCAAGACGCACAUGUUCAAUCAAGCUCGUCCAAGACUGUCUCCUCUCAAGAAGUCCGAAUGCAUUUGCAAAAGGCGCUGGAGCACAUGGGUACGCACGACGAUAGUCUGACCACCUACACCAGUAAAUCCGCGGGCAUCAUGGCUCUGGGAUGUCGUAAAGCUGUGGACCCCAGCGAUGUCCCUGCGAAUGUCGGCACGUCCCCUUCGCCUCUUGAAAGAAUCAAAACGACGUACACCCCACGUGUAUGGGUGGUGGACUUUGCUGAUUCCAAGAUCUUCAAGGCAAGGCAAGGAAAGAAGGCGAUUGCACUCGAAGACAAGGAGGUGCAGAGAGGUCUGAUCGACUACAUCCAGAAAAUAGUGCAAGAAAUGGCACAACAAGAGACCAACCCUUACUCCUUUGCCGAAGAAAAUUGGAAGAGAGCGGUGGUAGAAACUCAGGACAGAGCAGCAGCGGGCGAGGGAAGGGAUGGUGGGGAGGAAGUCUGAGGUGGUGACAAGAGGGGCUUUCAAUUGCAUUUGUAAUUUUUCAACCGCAUCAACUGUCCAUCGAUCAUCACAAAUCAGGGCUCAGCGCACAGCGUGGCCGAAAGGUAUAGGUGUGAUCCUCAUCUACACUCGAAUUGCGACUCGUCAUCAUCAAGUACACUUAAUUUCAAUUUCUACUCGUCGUC